UAGAUCCUUUGGCCGAAGGAGUGUUCAUGUGGGGUGGUAUCUUGGCCUGGUGGAGGGGGAUGCGAUGGUAGUGCGAAUAUUAGGUAUUCGUAUCUUUCCUCCCGUGUCAAACGUUGCCAGGCACGUUCCUUUCGCGCCUCCCACCCUCCAUUCCGGAUUAAUUCCAAGUUUAAUUCCAAAUAUUAGAGUGUGGUAGAAAAGGUCAAAUAGAGCAGCCACGGACUAAGCAAUCGUCCCUCCGCGUGUGGUGGGGGCUGCAGCGCCUGUAGCUCCACGCUCCGCCCCGCCGCCGCUGAUUGUCCCGCGCCUUGUGACGUCACACGCGGGUUUUUAAGGCCGAACCCUAGGCAGGCUCUGCAGAGGCAGCGGUUGGAGGCGCGCUGGGUGUCUGCGGGGGUCUCGCGGGGCGGCUGCGGUGUUUCACUGGGAAAGGCUGGAGGAAAGCGCGGCUCACGAGAGAUAACCCAGUUGUGCUCCCUGGAACCUUCAAUUUCAAGGCCUCCCUGCCUCUACUAGGCGCCUUAGCUCACUAUGGGGAACCACUUGACUGAGAUGGCGCCCACUGCCUCCUCUUUCUUGCCCCACUUCCAAGCCCUGCAUGUCGUGGUCAUUGGGCUGGACUCUGCUGGAAAGACCUCCCUCCUUUACCGCCUCAAGUUCAAGGAGUUUGUCCAGAGUGUCCCCACCAAAGGCUUCAACACCGAGAAGAUCCGGGUGCCCCUCGGGGGAUCGCGUGGCAUCACCUUCCAAGUGUGGGACGUCGGGGGGCAGGAGAAGCUGCGACCACUGUGGCGCUCUUAUACCCGCCGGACAGAUGGUCUAGUGUUUGUGGUGGACGCUGCGGAGGCUGAGCGGCUUGAGGAGGCCAAGGUGGAGUUGCACCGAAUCAGCCGGGCCUCGGACAACCAGGGCGUGCCAGUGCUGGUGCUGGCCAACAAGCAGGACCAGCCCGGGGCACUGAGCGCUGCUGAGGUGGAGAAGAGGCUGGCAGUCCGAGAGCUAGCAGCCGCCACUCUCACUCAUGUGCAAGGCUGCAGCGCUGUGGACGGUCUGGGCCUGCAGCAGGGCCUGGAGCGCCUCUAUGAGAUGAUCCUCAAGAGGAAGAAGGCAGCUCGGGGUGGCAAGAAGAGACGGUGACCCGAGCCCCCCCUCCCUUUCCUCCCACCUAGUAGGGGUCUGCACACUUGGACAGCAGGGUGGGGCCAGCCUGUGACCUCUCAGUCACACUGGGGUGCAGGACCUGUCCACCUCAAUGAAGGAGAGAGGAGCAUGAGGGGUCCUGUUUUGGCGCCACACAGGGGUGGGGAUGGGAGAUGGGAUGUCUUUGCACAUCUCUCUCAUCGUCUCUGAAGAAGUGGGCGCUGCAGGACUGUGGAGACGUAAAUGUAAACUGUGACUCUACCUCGACCCUGUUUCUUGUUUUUCUUCUCUGGCUAUUUAAUUGGAUGUGUUUGGGGGCGGGGGGGAUGGAAGUGACUUGGAGAAUGUGUUUGGGAUGAAAUAACUAUCUCCCCGUCCUCUGUCCCCCAACUGGGGAGUCUCCCCAGGCUGCUUUUCUAGGGAUACCAGUCACGUAGUUUUUAUUUUUGUGUCUGUGAAAGUGCCAAGAACCCCUCCCCACAUUUGUAGAUCCAUGACCCUUUUUAUGAGCCGUAUGUGUCCUCUGUAUUAUUGUUAUUAACUAUUUUUUAGCAUUUGCCUGUAAGUUAUUAAAGACUGAUAACUGUAGCUCUUA
Messenger RNA from Pongo pygmaeus (Bornean orangutan), 1735 nucleotides. RefSeq names its product ARF like GTPase 4D (gene ARL4D). The record is from RefSeq and is a predicted model, not a curated record. Bases 532 to 1137 code for a protein of 201 amino acids. The transcript is spliced from 2 exons. Lineage: Eukaryota; Metazoa; Chordata; Mammalia; Primates; Hominidae. Gene Ontology annotation, molecular function: GTPase activity; GTP binding.